AUGGAAUCACAAGAACGUGAAGAGGGUGAUGAGCAGCUCAAGGAGAAGGAGAGGCUCCUUGACUUCCUCCGGGCCGCGCCCUUCAAGGCGGCGCCACCAUGGUUCCUCACCCGGCUCGCCUCCCUCCGCGCCACAAAACCUGCAGCUUCCCGCCGCUUACCGGAGUUCGCCCGCUCUGUGGACUGGCGCGCCCUUCGCGCCAAGUGCGUCGCAUGGGCCAGACACCCUAUGAACGCGGCUCUGCUCGUCUGGCUCGCAUUCGUCGCCGGUGGCGUCGCCUUCGUCUUCCUGCUCAUGACCGGGGCGCUCAACUCCGCCGUGCCCGACGCCUCGCGCCGCCGCCGCUGGACCGAGGUGGCCAACCAGGUGCUCAACGCGCUCUUCACCAUCAUGUGCAUCUACCAGCACCCCAGGCUCUGCCACCAUCUCGCGAUCCUCCUCCGAUGGCGCGCCGCCGACGUCGCCGAGCUCCGGUCCCUGUACUGCAAGAACGGCGCCGCCGGCUUGCAGAGCGAGCGCCUCCACGUGGCGUUCGUCGUGAUGCUGCUCCACGCCACGUGCUUCGCGCAGUACGGCUACUGCGCGCUCUUCUGGUUCUUCCGCACCGACACGCGCCCGGACUUGGCCGUCAAUCUCUGCAUGGCGCUGGGCCUCGGCGCCCCCAUCGUCGCCGGCUUGUACAUGGUCUACGGUCCGCUCGGCCGAAAGAUUGUGCUGAUCCCGACGAGCACCGACGACGAGGCUGCGGAGCUGCAGGCUGAGGAGAUGAACGAGAUGGCGAUGACGGCGAAAUGUGACAACAACGGGGUGGCGGUCGCGAAGCCGGCGUGGGCCGGCGGGCUGUUCGACCUCGGCGACGACCCGACGGUGACGGCGCUGUCGCUGUCGUGCACGUUCUGCGUGUUCGGGUGGAACAUGGAGCGGCUGGGUCUCGGCAACAUGUACGUGCACGUCUUCACGUUCGCGCUGCUCUGCGCGGCGCCGGUGCUGGUGUUCGCGGUCGCGGCGCUGAACGUCCACGACGACACGCUGCGGUUCGUCGUCGGCGCCACGGGCGCGUUGCUUUCCGUGCUAGGCCUCAUGUACGGCGGGUUCUGGCGCGCCCAGAUGCGGAGGCGCUUCAGGCUGCCGGCCGAUCGCUGGUCCAUGUGCGGCGGACGGGCCACGGCGGCGGACUACGGCAAGUGGCUAUGCUGCGCGCCGUGCGCGCUGGCGCAGGAGGUGAGGACGGCGAACCUGUACGACGUGGAGGAGAAUGUGUUGUACCUGAGGGAGGUGAAAGGCGGCAACGGCAAGGAGGAGGAGGUGUCUUCCAAACCGGCGGCAAUGGCACCUCUGGAGAGAGAAGGCUGCGUCGUCGCCGUUGAUGCACCGCCGCUGCCGAUCAGAAUCGAGGGAAACGAUGAAUAUUGUUGUGGCGAUGGGCUCCUCGUCGAUAUAGAGAAUUAGAGAUCAUCGCGCAUGCAUCCUCAUUAUUGACUGAAUUAAUCCAAUAAGUUUAGUGCAUACUUUACUCAACAUUUAGAAUCAUCCAGCCUCAUGUCAUGCCGUUCACCGGAAAGGUUUUUUACGCCCACAGUUGGCGCGUCAAGUGAGCGGUAAAAUCUGUCAGCCCAAUUGUUAAUCUCCUUUUUAGCGUUUUCUUUCCCAUUUGUUUUGGACCCUAUAAUACAAAGCAAACGUGCACGGAGUUAGUUUGGGCCUAGACAUGUCAACUUAGGGCAUGAACUGAACAAUGCAGUGUAACUUAAGCGAGUAGCCUUGUGCUCGCUUAGGAUUGGACCACUU
This is a messenger RNA of Oryza brachyantha (malo sina), 1788 nucleotides long. RefSeq lists its product as uncharacterized. NCBI's taxonomy places the organism in Eukaryota, Viridiplantae, Streptophyta, Magnoliopsida, Poales, Poaceae. Gene Ontology annotation, molecular function: cyclase activity. The transcript has a single exon. Bases 1 to 1449 code for a protein of 482 amino acids. Gene Ontology annotation, biological process: sesquiterpene biosynthetic process. The record is from RefSeq and is a predicted model, not a curated record.